This is a messenger RNA of Parastagonospora nodorum SN15, 156 nucleotides long. RefSeq lists its product as hypothetical. The transcript has 2 exons. NCBI's taxonomy places the organism in Eukaryota, Fungi, Ascomycota, Dothideomycetes, Pleosporales, Phaeosphaeriaceae. Bases 1 to 156 code for a protein of 51 amino acids. The record is from RefSeq and is a predicted model, not a curated record.
AUGCAUGGCACCACGCUAUCGCGUCCGUAUCCAGCAACAUCGGCGGCCUCGAAUGAUAAUUCCUGCCCAUGCGACAACAUCGCCAUCUUCAGCUGCAUGCGUGAAUAUGUCCUGCAACUGACCGAUGGUGCCGUCCCUAGUGGCCGCGAGUGCUGA